AUGUUUCUUUUUUUGUUGGUUAUGGUUAGAAAUUUCCAUGUGUUAAAUGAAGAUGAAAGUAGUUUUGAUACUGACCGCUGAUAAAACUACAAAGUGAUCGGAAGUCGUCGUGAAAAAACCGAUCAAUCUGAUUUGUGCAAUCGUAAAGCUUCGUUGACAUCGUAUCACAUAUCAGUAAUUUUCGUGUGAUUUUCACAGAUUGUUCGGUCAGCGGAGCAGCGCCAGGAAAUCACACUCAAUACGGCUUACAUGACAUAAAAACUAGAACGUGUCGUCUUGCGCGCCUAGUUCGAAACCGAAGUGAUAUUGCCUUGAAAAUCCUGAAAAAAUAUUCCAUACUCUACCUCUAGCACAUGAAGUGAGUGAAAAUGUCGUUUGAGGCGAGGAUUUUGGAUUCCUUAAGACCCAUAUUCCCGCAGCUAAAUGACCGUGUUUUAACGGAAUGCAUAAGGAAUGUUCAAGAAACCGUUGGAAGUGAUCCUGCCACUAUAUUACCCGGAUGCAUUGACAUGCUCUUGAGUAGAACUAUUAAUGAAGAAAAUUUAACGGCAAACAGAUCAGUUGUGCCUGUGACAAAACCUACAAACGAAAAAGCAAACUCGUUUGUUAUAGAAGAAGACGAUGAUGUAGUGUUUGUCUCGAAAACGAGCCGUGUUCAGAUAGCGGCUGCAACCAGAAUUGCACCAAUGAUCAUUGAUGACGUGGAGAUUACGGCAUACCACUCUUCGUCCACCCCGAGAGGCGCAUCUAAUCCACCUCCGCUAAAUGCUGGUUGUAACACAAGGGACCUGAGCCGAAAUCUUUCGUUCGAAGGAGAGACACAAUUUCCUCGUGCGCCAUUUUCGAAUAUGCCGUCAGCGAAUCUUCAAGAUUCUAAUCGACAUGUUCAGGUUACACACGCUCAACAUCCUCUAGAUCCCACAGAAGGAGCUAUGGAAAACCUUCACGCUCUAUUCCCCGAUGUAAGAGAUGAUUAUCUUCAAAGCUUGCUUGACAGGUGGUCACAUCUCCCUCGAGAUGUGGCCAUCAAUCAUGCUUGCAAUGAGUUAAUUGAGAAACGUGAUUAUCCUAAGAAAGCAUCUAAAUUAACUAAUCCUCUGGGAACCAAUACUUCUGGAAAUGUCUGUGUAGAGAAAGACUUCUUCAAAGACUUUUCAGGUCCAGUGUCAUUGCAAUACCAAAAUCAGUGCUUAGUUUUACUUCAAAAUGAAUUCAGAAUGAUUCCCAAGGGGCAUAUUAAGAAAGCUUUGCAAAUAUUUCGAUAUCACUAUGCCCCGAGUAGAAGAUAUCUGCAGGAACAACUUCGCAUUUCUACACAAAGGGAUGCAACUGCCACAGUGACAGCUGCACCCUCUUGUCAACUCACAAGUAAGGUGCCAUUAGCCACUGUUGAUGAGACUCCCUAUGCACUUAGCCAGCGACCACCUCAAAUUCAACUUCUUAGGUGUGGACGCUCUCCAGUACAGUCGAAUUACUCACCAUUUAACAUGGAUGAGGAACUUUUAAGGGAGAUGGAGUAUGUGAAAAAGUGGGAUCUUUCUAGAACUGCAGAGAAGGAUCGAUUAUUUGCCUUAAGCUUAAAUGACCAGCAGUAUGAAGAAGAAGGCCAGAAAAUUGAAUGUGGCUGUUGCUAUGGAGAUGCAGCUUUUGAAGACAUGGUUCAGUGCCUGGAUGGUCAUCUUUUCUGUGCAAGUUGUCUGAUGAACUAUGCAAAGGAGGCUACUUUUGGCCAAGGUAAGACAACUCUUGUGUGCAUGAGUGAUGGUUGUGAAGGCACAUUUCCCAUGAGUCAACUGAAGAAGGCCUUGCCGGCCAAAAUCCUGGAGAAAUAUGAAGAUCGUGUGCAAGAGGAAUCCCUUACAUUGGCCCAAAUGGACGAUUUCGUGCAGUGCCCCUAUUGUGAUUUUGCAGCAAUUUUGCCACAGGAAGAGAAAGUUUUUAAAUGCCAGAAUCCUUCUUGUGCCAAAGAAACCUGUCGGUACUGCAAAGAGGAAUGGUCUGAUCAUUUUGGCUUAAAGUGUACUGAGGUUGAAAAAUCAGCACAGAAGGAUGUGAGACUUUCAUAUGAAGAAAGAAUGACAAUGGCAAAGAUAAGAAAAUGCCCAAAGUGUGGGUGCGAGUUCACCAAAUCAGAUGGGUGCAACAAAAUGACAUGUCGGUGUGGAGCCACAAUGUGCUAUGUCUGCCGUAAGCCAAGUAUUCAUUAUAACCACUUUUGUCAGCAUCCAAAGGAUCCUGGAAAGCCGUGCACAAAAUGCAAAAGUUGUUCGCUGUGGAGUGAUCCUUCCGAAGAUGAUAACCGUGCAGUGAAGGAACUCGAGAAGGAAGCCCAAGAAGCAAAGAGGAAGUUUGAGGCAGAAUCAGAGGACAUCCCAGCUAAAAGGGUGAAGAAUGUAUGA
Molecule: messenger RNA, 2399 nt
Organism: Pocillopora meandrina
Lineage: Eukaryota; Metazoa; Cnidaria; Anthozoa; Scleractinia; Pocilloporidae
Source: the annotation of a GenBank genome assembly